GUAUAAAAUGACUGUCAUGUCACGGAGACGUCAAACUAAAAUUGAGACAAGUCGCUGAUGAUGUGUUUAAUUCAGCGAAAUAACUGAAAAACCUGCUAAUUAGAUUCUUACUAUGUUUCUACUUUACUGCUAGCUCAUAAACUGAAUUAGAAAUGAAUUUCAAUGCUUCCAGAAACGUGGGUCAGGCCGGGGGUCUGCGGAAGGCGAAGCGGGUGAGCGACGUGGCGGCGAUGGGCGCUCCGGCGCCGCAGCCACCGGCGUACAGCCCGGCGCCCGGCUUCAGCCCCGCGCCGCCCUACAGCCCUACGUUUGGCGCGCCGCCGCACCAGGAGGGCAUUCAGCUCGACGCAGGACAGGACUUUGGCGUGGCACAGCAGCCACCUAGUUAUGGUUACAUGGGGGGAUACCCUCAGUCUCCGAUGGCUGCCAUGGUCUCACCAGGUCAGAUUGGGUCCAUGUUGCAACAACCUGUUGUACAGGACAUGGCGCUGCAGUACGGCAACCAGCUAGCAGCAGCAGGGCGUGAAGCCGUGCAGCGCGAAAUAGGCCGCUACGUGCCCGUGGCGCGGCUGCGGUACUACUUCGCGGUUGAUACCCGCUACGUGCUGCGGAAGCUCAUGCUCAUACUGUUCCCCUACACGCACAAGGAGUGGAUGGUAAAAUACGACCAAGAGAGCCCCGUCCAACCACGCUACGAUCUGAACGCGCCUGACUUGUACUUGCCGGCCAUGGGCUACGUCACCUACGUACUACUGGCCGGAUUCAUGCUGGGCCUCCAGCACCGCUUCUCCCCCGAACAAAUCAGUAUGCAGGCGUCCAGCGCGCUGGCCUACAUCGUGUUCGAGAUGCUCGUCUACACCGUGACGCUGUAUAUCACGCACACACACACGAACCUGCGGACGUUAGACCUGCUGGCGUACUCCGGGUACAAGUACACUGCCAUGAUAGCCAGCUUGCUGGCUGCGCUGGUCGCGGGCCGGACGGGGUACUACAGUAUGUUGGGGUACUGUAGCGUCGCUCUGUCAUACUUCCUGGUAAAGACGCUCCGCGUGCAGGUGCUGGCGGGCGCGGCGCCGGAGCCGGCGGGCCACGGCUACGGCCCCGCCGCCGGUCCGUACGGCCCCGCCCCCGCCGGUCCGUACGGCCCCGCCCCCGCCGCCCCGUACGGCCCCGCCGCCGCCUACACGCCGGCCGGCGGCACCAAGCGCCGCGUGUACUUCCUGCUGUUCGUGGCCGUCACGCAGCCGCUGCUGUGCUGCUGGCUCACCUACCACCUCGUGCCCGGCCCCCUGCCCACCCCCCUGCCCACGCGAUAGCAAACUCAUUGAACAAUGCUCUGUUCUUGGGUGAGGCGUUUUCGAAAUAAAUAGCAUAUUAAUCUGGGCUAUGUCGUUUUUAGACGAAACACAAACUGACAUCGCACUCUACCGCGGUGAGCGGAGCGAUAGAUUUAAAAAUGUAUGCGAGCAAAUCACUUCGCUCGCCGUGACAGAUUGCACUGUCGAUAUGUAAAUUGCUUUAAUUUGAGUUUACUUUAUACCUUUCUAUCGACGAGCACACUGGAAACAAUGUCUCAUCUAUGUCCUUGUAACAGUACCUAACAUCCAAAAAAUAAUGCUAAUAAGACAUUUUUUAAACCUGCCCCGACGGUCUUUAUAAGUGUUCUGGGGCUAAAACAACCGCAUCUAAUAACUAUCUCAUAAUCAUGCUAAAAAAUUAAACUAUUUCAGUAUUCUUUGCUUUACCUGAAAAAACAAAUGUACAGUGAGCGGCACAAACGGCGCACCACCGCGGGAUUCCAAAUCUUACCUUAUUCAAAACUUAAAAAAAAAUGGAUUUUUAAAAACACUCUUCGAAUUACUGAAUUUAAAACAAACACUCAUCGAAUUACUUUUUUCGAGCAAUAUCGCAAUAUUUAGGUCAUGUCCAUAUUAAGAUUUCUACUCAAAAUCCCGCGUGCCGAUCACUGCAGAUGACAAUUCCAUUUCAUUCUCUACCUUAUUUUAUAAGUGUAAGGUCUAUAUUACAAGCAUAACUAAAACAUGUCUGGGCAGCUUGUUUUGAAUAAAGACUUUGAUUAUAAUCAUCAACAACAACUUUCAGCACUCUCAAUCGACCAAUUUUGAACCUUAUGUCUUUGCAAUAAGGUUUACGAAUUGUCAAUUACCAAUGUGUAAUAGCCAAUGUUAUUUUCCUACUAAUAAUUUUAACGACCGGUUUGGCCUAGUGGGUAGUGACCCUGCCUACGAAGCUGAUGGUCCCGGGUUCAAAUCCUGGUAAGGGCAUGUAUUUGUGUGAUGAGCAUGGAUAUUUGUUCCUGAGUCAUGGGUGUUUUCUAUGUAUCUAUGUAUUUAUAUAUUAUAUAUAUCGUUGUCUAAGUACCCUCAACACAAGCCUUAUUGAGCUUACUGUGGGACUUAGUCAAUUUGUGUAAUAAUGUCCUAUAAUAUUUAUUUAUUAUUAUAAUAUUUAUUAUUAUUAAUAAUGACCAUUCACGUUAAGCGGGACAAUAUGACUGUCAUUACCGUAACGAACCCUGUAAUAUAAAUUAGCGGUCGUUAGCACAAAGCCGAUCUCAUUUACCAGUUACAUUACAAAAACAACCAAAGGAAGUACUCAUUUCGUAGGCGCUUAAGCUGUUUUUGAAUGUAAAGAUUUAGUUUUCUCAGAAAUGGGCAGUGUCCUAACGAUUGCUAUUAAUUUACUAUUAAUUGUGUAUACCUAUAGGUUUACCUUUGUAAAUAAACACCGUUGCAACGGAUUUGAUAACA
Molecule: messenger RNA, 2771 nt
Organism: Cydia pomonella (codling moth)
Lineage: Eukaryota; Metazoa; Arthropoda; Insecta; Lepidoptera; Tortricidae
Gene: Yif1
Product: protein YIF1B
Exons: 7
Coding region: 153-1316 (387 amino acids)
Biological process (GO): endoplasmic reticulum to Golgi vesicle-mediated transport
Cellular component (GO): Golgi membrane; endoplasmic reticulum membrane; COPII-coated ER to Golgi transport vesicle
Source: RefSeq, a predicted model, not a curated record